GAUCCCAAAGUGACAAUGAAGCCUCACUCAGGGACCCUGAUCAUUGACAUCAGUGGAGGACAAAAAGCUGAGGCCUAUGAGGGGGUAUACCAAUGCACUGCCCGGAACAAGCAUGGAACCGCUGUGUCAAACAAUAUCGUCAUCCGUCAGUCCAGAUCACCUCUGUGGUCUAAGGAAAAGAUUGAUCCAUUCAUCGUGCAGGAAGGGGCUUCCCUUGUUCUUCCAUGCAGACCUCCUGCUGGACUUCCCCCUCCCAUCAUAUUCUGGAUGGACAUGAGUUUCCAGAGAAUCCCCCAGAGCCGACGAGUUUCUCAGGCGCUGAAUGGAGACCUGUAUUUCUCCAACGUGAUUUUAGAUGAUUCCAGAAAUGAUUAUAUCUGCUAUGCUCGCUUUCCCCACACCCAGACCAUCCAGCAGAAACAGCCAAUCACCGUGCGGGUCAUUAAUAUGGAUGCAAUCAAUGAGACAAUGGCAGCUUUUUUGAAUGACACUGAUUUUUUUAGUGAUGGUCCAUCUGAAGAGCGGCGGCCAAUGUUUCUGGUUCCAUCCGAAACUGGCAGCACUAAGAUGGUUCUGAGGGGACAGGUUCUGGAAUUGGAGUGCAUAGCCGAGGGACUACCAACUCCAGAGAUUUCGUGGAGUAAAGUCAGUGGUGAGUUUCCAAGUAAGAGAACUACCUUCCACAACUUCCAUAAGACCUUGCGUAUCACUGAUGUCUCAGAGGCUGAUGCUGGAGAGUAUCGCUGCACGGCUAAAAACCGUCUGGCUUCAGUCCACCACAUCAUCGGCGUGACAGUGAAAGCGGCCCCAUACUGGAUCACUGCCCCGAGGAAUCUGGUCCUGGCCCCAUCUGAGACAGGUGUUCUCACCUGCCGAGCUGGAGGGAACCCCAAACCCACCAUCACUUGGUCCAUGAAUGGAAUCCCUAUUGAAAAUUCUCCCAAAGAUCCCAGUAGAAAGGUAGAGGAUGACACCAUCAUUUUCACUGACGUUCGGACUGGAUCCAGUGCAGUUUACCAGUGCAAUGCCUCUAAUGAAUAUGGCUACUUGUUAUCUAACGCUUUUGUCAAUGUUCUUGCUGAGCCACCAAGAGUCUUGACACCAUCUGACAAAGUGUAUCAAGUCAUUAUGAACAAACCUGCUCUACUGGACUGUGCUUCUUUUGGCUCCCCCAUACCAAGAAUCACAUGGUUUAAGGACACUCGUUCCAGUGUUCUGGAAGGUGACUCCUAUGUGUUUCACCAAAAUGGAACCUUGGAAAUCCAUGUAGCUCAGACCACCAACAGUGGCAAGUACACCUGUGUGGCCACAAACUCUCUAGGCAUUUCUGAGAACCAUGUCUACCUUGAAGUCAAAGAGCCAACUAGGAUCCUCAGGCAGCCAGAAUACUGGGUAGUACAAAGGAAUCGGGAUGUGGUGUUUGAGUGUAAAGUGAAACAUGACCCCUCCCUUACCCCCACCAUGAUCUGGCUCAAAGACAAUGGAGAAUUACCGGACGACGAGAGGUUUGUGGUUGACUCAGACAGUCUCACCAUAAUUGAUGUUACGGAGAAUGAUGAGGGCACCUACACAUGCAUUAUGAACACAACUCUAGACCAGGACUCUGCCAGUGCUUCUCUAACCGUAGUUGAGGCUACCCCAACUCCAGCUAUCAUCUAUGAACAACCUGAUGCCCCUACUGACCUGGAGCUGACGGACCAGAGAGACCGGAGUGUCCAACUCACUUGGAUCCCAGGAGAUGAGCACAAUAGCCCAAUUAAAAAAUUCCUCAUUCAGUAUGAGGACGCGCUUCAUCAGCCUGGCAUCUGGCACAAUCUGACAGAGGUUCCUGGAAUCAAGACAACAGCCCACCUCAAACUCUCCCCUUACGUCCAGUACACCUUCAGGGUCCUGGCCCUUAACAACGUGGGCUACAGUCAACCCAGCUACCCAUCACGUUCAUACAAGACCAAAGCAGCAGCACCUGAUGAGAACCCUAGUGAAGUGGAAGCCAUGGGAACUCAUCAUGACAACCUAGUCAUAUCCUGGAAACCAUUGACGGGUCUGCAGUCCAAUGGCCCUGGCCUACAGUAUAAAGUCAUGUGGAAACAAAUGGAUGUAGAGAACCAGUGGGCAUCUGUGACUGUUGCCAAUGUCUCAAAGUUUGUGGUGUCAGGGACGCCCACCUUUGUGCCUUAUGAGGUGAAGGUGCAGGCGUUGAAUGAUUAUGGGUCGGGUCCAGAGCCGAAAGUGGUCGUUGGCUAUUCAGGAGAGGAUUUCCCUUUGGCAGCUCCCAACAAUGUGCAGGUCUUCGUCCAGAAUAGCACACUGGCAGAGAUUCACUGGAUGCCUGUCCCCCCAAACUCUGUGCGGGGAAGACUGAAAGGCUACCGGGUGUAUUACAUGAAGCAGAGGGACCAGCACAAGCACAAUGGUCACCACACGGAGCAACAGGUGCUCAACUUCAGUGCUAACAAAACUCAUGGCAAACUGCCUGGCCUGCACCCUUACAGUUCUUACAAGCUCAAUGUCCGAGUCUUCAACAACCGUGGCGAGGGCCCUCCCAGCCCUACUCUACAAUUUGAAACCCCAGAAGGAGUUCCUGGUCCGCCAGCAUUCCUGAAGGUAACAAAUCCAAACCUGGACUCACUGACACUGGAAUGGGGACCUCCUAAUGAACACAAUGGAAAACUGACAGGAUAUACCCUCAAAUACCAGCCAGUCAAUAACACCAAUGAGCUGGGUCCACUGGAGGAGCUAGCCCUGGCAGCCAAUGAGACCAGUGUCACUCUACCCAACCUCAAGUACAGCACACGCUACAAGUUUUAUUUCAAUGCCAAAACACUCAUUGGACCAGGGCCUUCCAUUACGGAGGAGGCCAUCACAGUUAUGGAUGAAGGGCUCCCAGAACCCCCCCACCCACUCUCCCCAACAUCCCAGUCUCCACGCCCCCCUCACCACAAGGCGCAUCCGGUCUCUCCAGCCUUUGGGAAUGUUAGUUCAUCUGUGGGCGAGGAAGGAGCGAUUAUCAGUUGGGAAUACUGGGGACCAGAAAAGCAUGUUUAUGUUGAAUAUAUUGUAGAAAACAGUCAAGAAGACUGGAAAAAGGAAUUGGUAAACGGCUCACAGUCCCAUGUUCUUAAGGGCUUAAAGGAAGGGCUGGCAUACAAAGUACGCGUGGUCGCUAUGGGUCAUGCCGACCAAACUGUUCACCGUUCCGAAGAGCUUUUGGUCACAGUCCCAGCCAUGGCCAGCAGACAGGUGGACAUUGCCACUCAGGGUUGGUUCAUAGGCCUUAUGUGUGCCAUUGCUCUCCUCAUCCUUGUCCUCCUCAUCGUCUGCUUUAUCAAGAGGAAUAAGGGAGGCAAGUACCCAGUCAAAGAGAAGGAGGAUGCACACGCAGACCCGGAGAGCCAGCCCAUGAAGGACGACGACGUGACCUUUGGGGAGUACAGUGACUCUGAGGACCAUAAGCCUUUAAAAGGGAGCCGCACCCCGUCCAAUGGGACGGUAAAACGAGACGAAAGUGACGACAGUUUAGUUGACUACGGGGAAGGCGGAGACGGACAAUUCAACGAGGACGGCUCGUUUAUUGGGCAGUAUAGUGGAAAGAAGGAGAGGGACACAGCAGAGGGUCAUGAGAGCUCAGAGGCGCCCUCCCCAGUUAAUGCCAUGAACUCUUUUGUGUAA
Molecule: messenger RNA, 3669 nt
Organism: Chanos chanos (milkfish)
Lineage: Eukaryota; Metazoa; Chordata; Actinopteri; Gonorynchiformes; Chanidae
Gene: nrcamb
Product: neuronal cell adhesion molecule b
Exons: 27
Coding region: 16-3669 (1217 amino acids)
Biological process (GO): cell-cell adhesion; brain development; axon guidance
Cellular component (GO): plasma membrane; axon
Molecular function (GO): cell-cell adhesion mediator activity
Source: RefSeq, a predicted model, not a curated record